CACACAUUCACACACACUCAACACACCUUAGUUCUGCUCCUGUCACCGUCUUUACCCGUCACGUUGCGCUCUUUCGGAUUUAUUCUGCUCUACACACGGACAUCAUGCAGCUGAAGUCAGAAGCUUUUUAAGACUUUCUUCACAGGUUUUGAUCCAAACAUAUGUGACAUGUGGGAGUUCCCGAGGACCCGUUAUGCGGACUGUAACGGCUCAGAGGCGAGUGAGGAGACGGAGAUUGCUGUGAAUAUCGGUGGUGUCAAGCACAUUCUCUACGGGGACGUGCUGAACCGAUAUCCCGAGACGCGUUUGGCAGAGCUGGUGAACCGAGCCACGGAUUCCACACAAGACGUUCUCUGCGCGCUCUGUGAUGACUAUGACGACUCAAAGCGAGAGUUUUACUUCGACAGAGACCCAGAGGCCUUCAAAUGCAUCCUAGAGCUAUAUUACUACGGAGAGAUUCAUAUGAAGCGAGGAAUCUGUCCCAUGUGUUUCAUGAAAGAGAUGGACUACUGGGGGAUCGACGCGGAGUAUCUGGACGAAUGCUGUAUAAGUAGUUUAAAUGAGGUGCAAACUGAGCUGGAGGAAAUAGCAGAGAAGGUCAAGAACAUCCUGGAUGACCUGGAGGAUGAUGCGACGCUCACUAGAGCCCAGAGGUGCCAAGCGUUCCUGUGGAAGCUCAUGGAGAAACCAGAGUCGUCUUUAGCUGCGCGCGUAAUUGCAGUGGUGUCGUUCGCGUUCAUCCUGCUCUCCUCUGUGGUCAUGUGCAUGAGCACCAUCCCCGAGCUCCAAGUGGAAGAUGCCGAGGGUAACCUCGUAGAACACCCGACUCUUGAGUCUAUCGAGACGGCUUGCAUCAUUUGGUUCACAGCGGAAUACAUUUUGCGUUUCUUGUCCUCUUCGAACCAAGUGCGCUUUGUGUUUUCCUUCAUGAAUAUAAUAGACUUUCUAGCCAUCAUGCCUUUUUAUGUAGUGCUGAUUCUUACGCAUUUGGGCACUGCUGUGAUGGAGCUUGCUAAUGUUCAGCAGGCAGUGCAGGCGUUGCGCAUCAUGCGCAUUGCACGCAUCUUCAAACUUGCGCGCCAUUCAUCUGGUCUCCAAACGCUUACAUUCGCUCUCAAAAGCAGCUUGAAAGAGCUGGGUCUGCUGCUCAUGUACAUGAGCGUGGGGAUUUUCCUGUUUUCCGCGCUGGGGUACACAUUGGAGCAGAGCCACCCGGAGACCAUGUUCACCAGCAUCCCACAGUCCUUCUGGUGGGCUAUCAUUACCAUGACCACUGUGGGUUAUGGAGACAUCUAUCCUAAAACAACACUGGGCAAGUGUAACGCCGCUGUCAGUUUUCUGUGUGGCGUAAUAGCUAUCGCAUUACCAAUCCACCCGAUUAUUAACAAUUUUGUCAUUGUUUACAGUAAGCAGCGUGUGCUUGAAACCGCUGCCAAGCAUGAAAUCGAACUCAUGGCGUUACGCGCGAGGGAGAAAGCACAGGAGUGUCCGGAGGCUGAAAGAACGGCUUCGGGUGGCAGUAGUUCGGUGUGGGACAGCGCUGCUGUUAGCGCGUCACAGAGUGACACAUAUAUCCCGUUACUUGGUGAUACAACAAAUGUGUCCAAAGACCAACCUACCCAUAAAUGCAAGAACAACUAGAGAGUGAUUUGCGCUUGUCCUCUGUCAAUACUUCAGAAUAAUAACACAGAACUAAUCAAUAUGAACAGUACACUGUGAUUACAGCCUGGAAAAUGGCUGAACUCGAUCAAUAAUCCUUAAACUCUAUCUAUCCAUUUGUCAAUCAUCUAUCUAAUGUUUAAAAAUGUAGUUGAUGUAACUCUAACCGUCUGUUCAACAAUCAAUAAAUCGUUCCAUGCCAGUAAGCAAAACGUAGUUUUUAAUAUAUAAAAAGUCUCUUUAUCAGGUUUAAUUGCCUUUUAUUAAAGGGAUAGUUUACCCAAAAAUUAAAAUUCUGUCAUUAAUUACUCACCUCUUAUGUUGUUCCAAACCUGUACAACCUUCAUUCAUUUUCGGAACACAAAUUAAGAUUAUAAAAUUUGAGAGCUUUCUGACCCUGCAAAGACAGCAACAGUACUACCACGUUCAAGGCCCAGAAAGCUAUACAAACAACCUUAAAAUAGUCCAUGUGACAUCUUUGGUUUAACUGAAAUUUGUUCACGUUGCAAGAAUUUUAAGAUUAACGACAUAUUCAACAAUUUCUUCUCUUUCACAUCAGGCUCUGCCACACUUUCAGGAGAGUACCACCACCACUCAAAACCCGCCCAGUUGACCCUUCGCAAACAGCUUGAUUGACAGUCGAUCUGACCAAUCAUGACGCCGAAUCCGCUAUUCUGUAAUGUUGUGUCUUGACGUCUUUCCACAGUUAAAAUAAAAUACGUUCUGAUGUUCAUUCAUGUUUAUUUCAUGUAACAAAAUAAGAAAAGACAAUCAGUUUACGUGUCAUUGAUCUAGUAAGGCAAUACAGUGUUCUGUCACAAUACAUUAAAUAGACACAAAAUGGUAUUUAUUUGAAUUUAUUUAAAAAAUGACAAAAUUUUAAAGCUGAGACCUUGUUUCAUACCAGAAGUAACCUGCUUGUCUGUCGCCGUGUUGUCAGUUUCCUCUCUCGAUAUAUUUUUCACUGCGUGAAAACAUGAUGUGUAGUGUGAGAGCAGCAUUGUUUGUCGGACACAGCAACAGUAACUAAAGAAAGCGGAGUUUUGCAAAGGGUCAACUGAUACUCAAAACUAGCCCAAAUGCAUUUUGGAUGGGGUCCCCCAGUAAAAAUCGCAUGUUCCGGGGGUAAAAAAAGGUUGAAGCAGUUAUAUCACAUUGAUUAUUUUAACAAUAUUUUUACUAACUUUCUGGGCCUUGAACGAGGUAGUUGCAUUGAUGUUUAUGCAGGGUCAGAAAGUCCUAGGAUUUAAAAAAAAAAUAUCUUAAUUUGUGUUCCGAUGAUGGAAGGUCUUUCAGGUUUGGAACAACAUGAGAGUAAGUAAUUAAUGACAGAAUUUUUAUUUUUGGGUGAACUUUCCCCUACAUAGUAGCUAAUAAGUAUGUAGUGUUCAAAGCCUCAAAGAAAGGAAUGAAAUUAAAUCAGUUACUAAGAGUCAUUACUAAUGUAUUUAUUUUUCAAGGAAUAUUAAAGUAAAACAAAACAUAAUAAAUUAAAAGGGUUGAUCAUAAUUGUCAAUAAAAUGUAUUCAAAACAAAAUUAUUUGAAAUCAAUCAUUUAAAUCUUAUACACAUCAAAGGCUUCAAGACUCUUGUCUCUGAAGACAUCUUACAGUAAUGAGAAUAUCUGACUGGUCUCUUAACUGAACAAGCCUGAAGGAAGAUUCAAUUCAAAUGACUUGAAUUUAUAAUGGAAUUAGAGCAUUCUGAAUCACAACUUAAUUUGCAUACAUUUUUAUACUGUUGUAUAUUUUUCAGUGAUUGUUUAAAUAAAAUGAAUAUGUCUGUUUUACAUUCUUUCCACAUUAACCUGUUCUCCUCUCUCCUUUCUGUAGCCAUUUGGCAUUAAACAGCAGCUGAUUGUUUAUAUUAUUAUUAUUACUAUGUAGAUUGAGCAAUAGCAAUAGUUCAAAACUGUAAAACAAAAUCAUACAUGUGUUUGCAAACAAUAUGUGCGGUGACUGAAUGUGCAUGCUAUGAUAUGUCAGUUGAUGUCUAAAACCCUGUGCUUUAGAUAUGUCAGAUUAUUUAAAGAAUUCACUCUGAUCUUGUCCGAUACACCUAUGAAUUUACCUGUACUUAUUCUCUCCUUAGUCUUUUUUUAAUCUCACCUGCCCAUUAAACAACAGUGUGAACCACCAUCCCCCUCUGUGGGAGUUUGAAUGAUGUGUCACUAGAGGGUUUGAGUUUUGCCGCAGUGCUUUGAGCGUCCCUCGGGUGUGAGACACUCAUUUGUUGGACGGGUGGAUGUGGGUGUGUUUGUGUGUGGGUGUUAUUCAUUCUGUCUGGAGUGAAUUAAUGCAAUGAUUGUGUUUGUGCCCACAUGGAAAAGUCUUUGUGCUUGUGUGUAUGAUGGUUGGACACUGAGAUAUGGCUUAGAUCUGGCAUGUGGGUGGACAAAAGAGCAGCCGGUGCUAAUAGCCAGUAAUCACUGACCCCACCACCACAAGUAAAUCAGCACAACGCAGUAUGGCUAAAAUGGGAAAUACAGGCCACAUAUCAGUGUCUACAACAUAAAUAACAGCGAAAUGCACCUCUAUAACUCUCGGACCAUCAUGUUAUUGCCCUGCUCAAAGGGAAGCAUAUGUUCCGUGCAGCUGACGGCAUUCAAAAUCUCAAUUGCACAUGGAUCAGUAUUGAGUUACACACACUACAUUGUAACCAGAGCAUACAGUCAGCCCCCCCUCCACAUCAGACACAUUUUGGAAUCUCAAAGCCGACUGCUUCUCAACUUCUAAAAAUAAGUUUCUCCUCUAAGAGUUCUAGGAGGUAAAAUCAGCCAUUACACACAAGCCAUUGCCAGUUUCUUACAAAUUGCUUGUUUUUUUCAGAGGUCAUUGUGCUUGACCUUUUGAAAGUUUGUGGAAGUACAAGCAUUUAUUUUUAAGAGACAAUGAGGUGUGAGCUAAUAAUGUUGCAUAGUUUAUGUGAAACCCUGUGCUGAGGAGGACAGAAUGUGAAUAACCGGAAUCUAAUGAAAAUAAAUAUAACGACUAUUUAAAUUUGCAGAUUCUCUUACAGAAAAAGGCAAAAGCAGCUGCUGUGAUUUAAAAGGAGUGAAAAUGACAGCACGAAAGAGAUCUUCCUUCACAACAAGAGUAAUUUUCAGAAGAGAAAACUGAGAAAUUGCACAAUUGCUACUUAAAAGUUCUGUAAAAGCCCCCUUUUUUCUUUUAGAAUAAAGCUAUUUCUUCACAAAAUGAACUUACGCAAGUGCUCGCCACACUUCAGGACUGUGGUUAAAUCUGGAGAAGAAUAAUCACAGUUAUCAAAACUGACCUUUACUGAUGGUGGGAAAAUAGGGAAAGAGAAUGAGAGAGAAAACUCAGGGGCUUUUAAAAUAGGGUCUAAGGGCUGAGGGGCAACAAAAGAGA
Molecule: messenger RNA, 5030 nt
Organism: Labeo rohita (rohu)
Lineage: Eukaryota; Metazoa; Chordata; Actinopteri; Cypriniformes; Cyprinidae
Product: potassium voltage-gated channel subfamily F member 1-like
Exons: 2
Coding region: 169-1641 (490 amino acids)
Biological process (GO): protein homooligomerization; potassium ion transmembrane transport
Cellular component (GO): membrane; voltage-gated potassium channel complex
Molecular function (GO): voltage-gated potassium channel activity; protein binding
Source: RefSeq, a predicted model, not a curated record